Messenger RNA from Patiria miniata (bat star), 8258 nucleotides. RefSeq names its product girdin-like. Gene Ontology annotation, biological process: cytoskeleton-dependent intracellular transport; cytoplasmic microtubule organization. Gene Ontology annotation, molecular function: dynein light intermediate chain binding; microtubule binding. The coding region runs from base 658 to 6558 and encodes 1966 amino acids. The record is from RefSeq and is a predicted model, not a curated record. The transcript has 26 exons. Gene Ontology annotation, cellular component: centrosome; cytoplasm. NCBI's taxonomy places the organism in Eukaryota, Metazoa, Echinodermata, Asteroidea, Valvatida, Asterinidae.
CAUUUAUAACAAAGAUCACCGUAAGUAAACACGGCCAAUCGGUCUAGGUGCCGAUAUAGCCAAUACAUAACACACAGAACUCCGUUCCCGAUACUUUCGGUUUUUAUGACACUGAAAUCCGGACAAAUGUUUUAAUUUUUGAUUCGACAAUCAGGAAAAGCAGUUGUUUUGUUUCCCAAGAGAAGCUUUGCGUCUUCGGUACUGUACAGAUGGAGGAGUUAGUGGCUUGUAGGUGCCGGAAACCUGUUCGAUUUGUCUGACCACCACCCACCGCCCAGCCCGCAGCGUACGUUGACGGUUAGUCAUACAGUCACACACGGCGGCCAGCUGCAGCCAUCGGCACGGCCGAGUGUGUGAGACCAGACCGUGUUUAUUGUCGAUGAUUCAUUAUGUUCAGCAGUUGUUCAGCACCAUGUAAUUAGUUCUUCGCCUGUUGUUGGUGCAUGGAUGGUGGCAAAACAGUGUUUGGCUGUUUGUUGUGACACGCAAGGGGAAUAUUGUAAUUUUUAAUAAUGAAUUAGGUGUAGUUGAGUUGAUGAAAAACAUUGACUAACAACUGUGGACUGUGUAGUGCAACCCAAAUGAUCGAUUUUUAAGUCUGUGAUACUGCGAUGUCAACUUCAACUUCAACAACAGAAAUGUAUACAAUCUGAGACAAUGUCAACCAUGGCAGCAUUAGAGGAAUUCAUGUCCCACCCUCUGGUUGUGUGGGUGACGACAUUUAAAGAUGGCAGUUUGGAUUAUAUGGAUCUCGUGGAUGGCAUCUUCCUGAAUGAUGUCAUGGCCCAGAUCUUGCGAGGCCACGUCGUUAUGGGAAAAGUGUUUGUCAGUGACCCCAGGCCAAAUGCACUCAAGGUUAACCACGAGGUCAACGGAGAGGUCAACCUCAGGAUCCAGAACCUGGACACGCUGAUGAAAAAUAUCAAGGCCUUCUACCUGGACAUCUUAGACCAGCUGCUGGUGAUGAAGCUGCCCAACGUUCUGCUGAUCAGCAAGGACCCCAUGGGUGAGGUGGCCAUCGCUGAGAUGCAGAAGCUCCUGUUGCUCAUGCUGGGCUGUGCUGUCCAGUCCAGUCAGAAGGAGAUCUUCAUUGAGCGCAUCAAGCAGCUGGAGAUUGACGUCCAGCAUGCCAUAGUGGUGCACAUCCAAGAGAUUACAGACAACGCAGAGAACGUGGUGAAUCUGCAGCUGGGAGAACUGAUUGAUCAGGACCAACAGGACAACCUGUACAAGAACAUGUUCAGCCAUGUCAAGAGAUUAGUCAUGGAGAGAGAUGAUUAUGCUGAGACCAUUAUGGAACUGAGCCAAGAAAAGGAGAUCUACCAGGCGACCAUCGAGGGGCGUCGCAUCGUCCCCUCACCCACCAGCCCCGGCUCGGACCGGCGCCACAUCACGGUGGAGCUGGCGGAGAGCAAGGCCAAGCUGAGACGAACCCGGCAAGAGCUGGAGGAGAAGAACGAGAUGGUGCUGGAAUACAAAGAGGAAGUUGACAAGUAUAACCUGACGGUGCAGAAGCUCAGACAAGAGAACCUGGAGUUAUCCCAAGAUGCCCGAUCGGCGCGGUCGUACCGAGACGAGCUGGACGUGUGGAAGGAGAAGGCAUCCAAGGUGGAGAAAUAUGAGAAGGAGAUUGCCAGAUACCGGGAGAAACUCAAUGAGCUGGAGUAUCUCAAGAGACGAGUCGAGGAGCUGCGAGAAGACAACCAGCUCCUGCACGAGACCCGAGGGCUCCUGGAGGACCAACUGGAGGCUGCUCAACACAAGGUAGAGAAGGGACGGGAGGCGGAGGCCGAAUGCCUGAGGCUGCGGGCCCAGCUGGAAGCCAUGGAGGACGAGCGAGACUCAGACCGGACCAAGAUCCAGGAGCUGGUGGCAGAGGUGUCCAAGCUGCAGCUAGACCACAAGCAGAGCCUGGACGAGUCGGCCUCGCUUGGGGUAGAACUGGAGAAGGCCAAACACAGCUUGUCGCCACUUGGGAACUCAUUGUCUGCUGAGUGUAAUGAGUCAGCCUCUUCACGCAUCCUGAGACUUGAGAGAGAGAACCAGCGCCUUCUCCAAGAGAUUGAGAGCCUCAAAGAUGUAGCUUCUUUACAGAGUAACAGCCAACUCCUCGAGAUGGAGAAGGAGAACAAGCGACUAAGUCGCAAGGUGGACAUGCUGCAGCAGACAAGCAAAACGGACAUUCAGAACUCCCUGGAACUUGAACAGGAGAUCAACCGGCUUAAACGAGAAAAGCAGCAGCUGGAUGAGACCAUCAACACCGUCCGGGAGAACGCUGAGCGUCAGAGCAAAGAGUGGUCCAUGGAGAAGGGCCAGCUGGAGGAGACAGUGGAGAAGCUACGGGAACGCAACAAGAAGGAUAUCGACCAGCGUGUCCAGGACGUGGAGAAGGAAAACAAGAAGCUUGCUGAGGAGAAGCGGGAGUCCCAGAUGCAGAUCUCUAAAUUGGUGUAUGAAAACAAGCAGCUAGAUCGCUGCCAAGAGAAGCUGAAGGAGCACAGUGCCAGGGUGGAGACCCUUGAGCAGCAAAACACGGAGCUGGACUCGGAAAGGGACAAGCUGAACAGGAAUGUCCAGACGCUGAAACUAAUGUGCGAGAAGUUUGAUGAGGUGGAGAAGGCCAACUCAGUCCUGCAGAUUGAGAAGCAGCGGCUGGAGAAGUCGGUGGAGACACUGCGGGCCAAUUGCCAGAAACUGGAGCAGGCAGAAGGUGAGAACGUGCAGCUGAGGGCAGAGGCACAGAGGCUGCACCGGUCUCUUGAGUCGCUGCGGAAUGCCAUGUCUCGUGUCACUGAGCUGGAAUCUGAGAAGGAGGACCAAGACCGGAAAAACAGAAUCCUUCAGAAAUCACUGGAUGCCCUGAAACCCACGCAGGACAAGGCCACCCACUUGGAGGUGGACAACAUGAAACUGGAGACGGAGAAAAAGAAACUGGAAAGCAGCGUCCAGCUCUCCAAGAACAAAAUAGAAAAACUGGAGAAGGAAAACCAGGACAUGGACAGCGAGAUCGAGCAGCUUAAGAAGAAUCUGGAUGCCGCCAGCCUCAUUGCCAAGAAGGUGGAGGAGCUUGAAACCGAGCAGAAGACCUCAGAUACCGAGAAGAUGGGACUGGAGAAGGAACGCAGCCAGCUAAGCAAAGAGAACAAGAGGCUGAGGCAGUCACUGGAAUCCAGAGAGCGGCUUGUAGACGAAGCCAACGCACGUGUCCACACCCUGGAACAAGAGAAUCGGCAGCUGCAGAAGGCCAUCAAUAAGAACAAGGAAGCCAGCGAGAAGCUGAAGGAGCUAGAGAAAGACAACAAGGAGUUCCUGAAGCAAGCCACAAUAGACAAGAAGACACUCGCAACCUUGAGGGAGGAGCUGGUCAAUGAAAAGAUCAAGGGGCAGCAGCUGAGCAACGAUCUGGAAAAGCUGAGCACGGAGCUGGACAAGAUUGGACUGGACAAGAACAAGCUAUUGCACGAAGAAGUUCGGUUGGAUGAGACACGUUACAAGACUCUCCAAAACAAGAUGGAGGAUGCCUUCCAGAAGAACCUACAGAUCAAAGAGGAACGAAUUACUGCCUUAGAGACCAAGUUGCAGUUGUCUGAGAGUCAGAAACAAAAACUAACUGUGGAGUUGAAGGAACGAGGAGUCCAGGAGGUGUUGGUUCAGCGGCAGGAAGAACAGAGGACUAUGUCCAGCCCUGGAGACGCCAAAGUCAAGAGGACGGAUAGUGAUCGCCUGCAUUCCAAGCAGAUUAUGCAAAUGAAGGACCACCUUGUCGAGUUGGAACGAUCUAAUGCCACCCUCCUUGCCGAGAACAAUAGCCUCAAGACCCAGCUCGCUAGCUUACAGAGCCAGGUGGACUCCCUCCGCUCAGAGAACAAAGCUCUGCAGAACAAGGUGGAGUCGGUCCAGGAGAAGCAAAUCUCCAUGCAGUCGCAGCAGGCCAAGCUACAGGUGGAGAACAGCACACUGCAGUCCCACAACGCCUCCCUGCAGUCGCAGUACACCGCCAUGCAGGCCAAGCUGACAUCCCACGAGUCCGACUACGAGAAGGUCAAGGAGCGGCUCAACGAGCUGCUGACCAACUACGAGGCACUGCUGGGCGACCACGAGACUUUAGUCCAGCUGCACGACACACUGAGUAGCGAGUACGAAGCCCUGACGUCCGAACACAAGUCCCUUAAGACCCUACACAGGGAGAUGAAGAAUGAGAUAGGGGAUCUUCGUAACCGCUGCCGGGACGCUGAGAUGCAGUCUAAGGAAGUUGAGCGCCUCCAGUCAUCGGUUCGGGAAGAAGAGAAGAAAGUGAAGAGGAUGCGGACGGACAACCUGUCCAUGAGCUCCCUGCAGCUAGAGUUUAACUCGCUGUCGCACGCACAUCUCCGACUCAACCAAGAGUACAAGGAGGUGGAGGAUGAACUCAAGAAACUGAAAGCUCAACACAGGAACCUUCAGUUGGACUACACCUCCCUGCAGGGCUACCUGAAUGAGGUCAAGGACAAGUGUACAUCAGCUGAGAUGGACAGCUUGAAGCUCAACCAUCGCUGUGAGAUGCUUAACCAGCUUAACAGCAAGCUGGAAGAGGAGAACCAUAAACUCAUGGAGCAACUGAGCCAACUUCUUGCCCAGAACUCGGAGAUGCUGGUGGAUGCCCUGGAGACUAAGGAAUUUCACCACGAAGAGCAGCAUGUCUUAGAAGAGCAGCUGCACAACCUCCGGAGGCAAAAGGAGAAACUUGAGGAAAAGAUCAUGGAUCAGUAUAAGCACUACACACCUCCAAAGAAAUCCAAGGGGCUGAAUCUUAACUUCAUGAAGAAGAUUUACAAGCGAGGGCGCUCGACGGACCGAGACCGUCGUAAGAAGACACAGGAGCUACACCAGGACCCAGCAGAUGGACUGAGCGGGGCAGAGAAGGACAGCCUAGGGGAGACAUCCUCAGCCGGCUCAGGGAUUGACUCGCUGGAUGGAUCAGCUGCUCUGAACCCCGACGGAACACGAAGGACCGACGAGAGACGUGGUAGUGACGACAACCACCCUGUGCUUCACAGGAAGCGAGAGACCUCAGGAACGCAGGGUCACUACAGGAAAUCCAUGCCAGCUCAUGUACUGGAAGCUCAUGAGGACCCCAACAUGGCUAGUAGAGGUGGAUAUAGCAUGUCCGUGGAGGACCUUAGACGAAGCAAGGAAACUCGUAGUCAUAGUGUCUCAUCCAUGGAACCCAAGCACCAAAUCUACACCUCCUCGCUCAGAAAAGUUCGUCGCCGGAGUAUGUACGAUUACGACCAGCCAGCCAGCUUAUCGCCCAUUUCGUAUGGAUACCGCCACUCCCAAACGUCCUCUGAUGUCCAGCCUAAGGACAUGAAGGAGGUGGAAGGGGAGGAGUUUCCAACAUCUCCCACCUGCCACUCCCCGACUGACACGCCCCCUCAUCCCUUGCUCCUCCCCUCCCCUGCCUCCCCUGGCCAACCCACCGGUACGUCACCACAUUCUGGGGAUGACAACAACACAAGCUGUGAUGAGGAUUCCCAUGCACUGCGUGAUUCGCCGCGGGGCUCCCCGCGUGAUGGAUUACCGCCGUCUGGCCGCUCAGCCAAGAAACGCGCAGCGAUGCUGUCCCGCAUCAAGAGCCGGUCCCGCGAGAUCCUGGACGACAUGAAGAUGUAUGGCUCUACGCCCAACCUGGCCCGGGACUUCUCCUUCACCGAGGAGGACUCGCCCCGCUCAGCCGACGCCGACAGUCCCCGCAGCGACAAAUACAACAGGACUGCCAACGGUGAGGAGAGUUCCAGGCUACCGUUGCCCGAUGCUGAACCUUCGUCUCCACAUGACAAGAUGGAAACUGAAGAUGUCAUCACUCCGAUGCGACAAACUGGCGAAUUGCAAGCUACCCCGCCCCAAGCCUCAGAAAGAAGGCGCGGUAUGACAGCAGAACGCAACCGGCAUCACCGAUACAGCAUGCCGGAUGCCCCCAAGCUUGUAGCUUUGGCUCAAGAGUUUAGCCAUUCCCCACCCGCUCCGCUUUCAACAAGUGCCAAUAGCAAAGGAGCUCCCCUCGCAUCACCUGUGUAUUCAGCCAGACCCUACCCAGGCAGAACCGAAGCCGUGGUUGAGUCCUCACCGAUACCCCCACCUAGGAGUGCUAGUGCUCACAAAAUUCACAAGCCUAAGGCGCAGUACCCUUCUGAGGGUUCCCCUGCUGCUUCAAGAGAGGCAUCCCAGAAGGAGCACACUCCUGAACACCACCGAGCAGGCAAAACCAGCACCCCAGAGACAAGGUACCGAUCCAGCAGCUCCCGCUCCCCAGAAGCCAAAACGAACAAACCCCCGAUGGCCGUGGUCUCACCCAAUGCCAACAGUAAUUCUAAUAACGCCCCCCUGGGCUGGGCCGUGCCAUCCUUUGACGAGGGGGAGACCAGAGAUCGGUCGGUGUCGGAGCCAUCCAAAAUGAAAUCCAAGACUGGGACGCCGACAAAGACUGAGCAGAGUCCAGCACCAGAGGAGGAUCAAAAUGGAGAGAACAAAAGUGGAAAGAAAAAAUCCUCCGUGUGGUACGAGUAUGGCUGUGUCUAGCAAAUAUGAAUGUAUAUAAAUGUGGUCUUCUGAAGAAAAAAAACAUACAUCUCAUGCAAUAUAUUGUCAAGAAAUAUUUGUGUGAUUGUUGUCUGUUGAUUGAACAAGUUUGUGUGGCAUUUUUAGAGUAUUAUUGUCCUCACUAGCCAUCUGGUAUUACAUUAGCUUAAAAACCUCAAUGACAUUGUCAUGUUUACAAUAAAUAAUUGUGCUUGAUGUUCAAGAAAUGUUCUGUACAAUGUAAUGUAUGUCACAGUCUUACUGAAGAGUUCUGAAAUUGCACAUUUGCAUUUUCUUUUCAAACUGGAGUGAUAACUGAUAAUUAAAGCACUUGUACAGUCAAGUACUUUGGCUUAUAUGGUUUGAAUGUGGUUUGCAGAGUCAGUAUUUCUGUAUACAUUGCUACACUGUACUAUCUUGUAAAAUUGGAAUGUUGUCAUAAAAAGAAGGAUAACUUUGCGAGUGGGCUGCCAUACGUUCCAAUGCAGUACAUGUAUUGACAAAAAUGUGAAUGAUGUAGAUUACAUGUAUGUCAAAGAACAACAACCUGUUAGUGGGUGGGAAAAGGCGAAUAAAGUCAUCGUACAAGCUAUUUAUUUCAAUUGGUGGAUCCUAACCGUGUUCAUAUUGGUUCUUUGUGAGCAUGCGUAAAUUGUAAGCAUUUUACAUCAGUGUGUUUCGUUGAACUGUUCAGCAGAAAAUAACCCUCGGGAAAUUUUUUGUACUAAACAGGUACAGUAUCUGCUGAAAACCAGAUACAAAAGCGGCAUAUAUUGCAAAACAUUUCCGUUGGUCGCCUUUUUUGGCUAAGCAAAUAUUUUCAGCGCUUAAUGAAUUUGCACUUAAUAUAGCUUCAUGAAAGUAGCCUCUUUUCUACCGCAGAAUCCAUGAUACCCAGAGAUGCUUUUUGGAAUUUAAUUCCUUGUGACCUUGUGAAGUAAAUAUCUGGUGGCCUUAGUCUGAAUGUUCCAUAAACGCAUUUAUAUCUCAAAUCCUGUCGUGGUCGAUUUGUAACAUUUGUAACAACCAAAGUGUUUUUAAUAUGCAAAAGUCAGAAAUUCGGUGUUAACAAAUUGUGUCUUAUUACUCAUGGGUGCUUUAGUGCAUGAACAGUAUCGUAUUGAUUGGCAGCUUGACAAAUGUAAAAAAAAAAAAAAUGAAAUGCUCAACCUUUUAAUAAGAUUUAUCAAGUCAUCAAUUCGUGGAAUAGUCAGUUUGUAUUCGUGGUUGUGUAGAGUUGUGGCAUUUUUGAAUUUUAAGCAGUUUGCUUAGAGGCACAACACAACUUUUCCUCUAAUGAACCAUUGCUUAAAAGUUUCAAAGCUUUUGAGUCUCUUUGUACAUAAUAUUGUGGUGCAUUUCAGAAACUCAAACUCACACACGAAGAAUCAAAUGAACGUGCCCCCUAAUUGGUCUUUAUAAAAUGGGAAUUCUUUAAGUUUAUAAACGUGAAUGUAUUUAUUUCAAAUCUUUUAAGGGAAGAGGAUUAUCACAAGUCCUGUUGGUCAGUUCACUGUAAUACACGUUAAUUUUUACUUUGAAGUUUUGCAAUUAAUAUUAAUAAAUAACCUUAUUUUGUACAGAAAUAGAAUGAACAUGCAGAAAUCACUUUGACGGUUAGGACAUUAUAUGUAUUUGCAUCAGAUAUUAAAAGUUUUAAAAGUUCAGAGCUUCACAAUGUUGUAACUGUCUUUCCAUAA